Messenger RNA from Populus trichocarpa (black cottonwood), 1337 nucleotides. Its product is annotated as gibberellin 2-beta-dioxygenase 1. Gene Ontology annotation, biological process: gibberellin catabolic process; response to light stimulus. The coding region runs from base 128 to 1126 and encodes 332 amino acids. The transcript has 3 exons. The record is from RefSeq and is a predicted model, not a curated record. Lineage: Eukaryota; Viridiplantae; Streptophyta; Magnoliopsida; Malpighiales; Salicaceae.
AAAACCUAAAAGGCAAAUGCCCAUCUGUCUCUCAGUACAAAGCUAAGACUUAACAAAUUUCAUUCCAUCAACUCAACCUAGACCUCUCUCUCUCUCUCUCUCCUGCUUCCACACAACAACAACAACAAUGGUGCUUAUAUCCAAGCCAGCUCUUGAACAGUUCUCGUUUAUAAGAAACAGAAAACCUACCACAGUUUUUUCUGGAAUCCCUCUAAUAGACCUCUCAAAACCUGACUCCAAGCACCUACUGGUUGAGGCAUGCGAGGAAUUUGGAUUUUUCAAGGUAAUCAACCAUGGAGUGCCUAUGGAAUUCAUAUCCAAGCUGGAAUCUGAAGCUGUCAAUUUCUUCUCAUUACCGCUCUCUGAGAAAGAAAAAGUAGGCCCUCCUAGCCCCUUUGGCUAUGGUAACAAAAGCAUUGGACAAAAUGGUGAUGUGGGCUGGGUAGAAUACCUUCUCUUAACCACUAAUCAAGAAUCAAUUUCUCAGAGGUUCUCUUCAGUUUUUGGUGACAACCCAGAAAAGUUUCGGUGUGCUUUAAAUGAUUAUGUAUCAGCUGUGAAGAAAAUGGCAUGUGAGAUUCUUGAAAUGAUGGCUGAUGGUCUAAAACUUCAACAAAGAAAUGUGUUUAGUAAACUUUUGAUGGAUGAACAGAGUGACUCUGUUUUUAGGCUAAAUCACUACCCUCCAUGCCCAGAAAUUGAAGCAUUGACUGACCAAAACAUGAUUGGAUUUGGAGAGCAUACAGACCCACAAAUCAUUUCUGUGUUAAGAUCCAACAACACUUCUGGCCUGCAAAUCUCUCUCAGUGAUGGCAGCUGGAUUUCAGUUCCACCUGAUCAGAACUCAUUUUUUGUCAAUGUUGGUGACUCAUUACAGGUUAUGACUAAUGGGAGGUUUAAGAGUGUCAGGCACAGGGUUUUGACCAACAGCAUGAAAGCUAGAGUUUCAAUGAUUUAUUUUGGUGGACCACCUUUGAGUGAGAAAAUAGCUCCAUUGCCCUCGCUCAUAAAAGGAAAGGAAAGCUUGUACAAAGAAUUUACAUGGUUCGAGUACAAAAGAUCUGCCUACAGCUCCAGAUUGGCUGAUAAUAGGCUUGUCCUCUUUGAGAGAAUAGCAGCCUCGUAAGCACACAAAAUCAAGUCUCGCAUGUUUGGUAAAUGGUCUUGUCAAAUACGUCAAAAAAAAAAAAAAAGGUUUAGAAAGGCUUAUUAGACGUAUAAGGAAUCAAUACUUUGUAUUUUCUGUUUUUACUUUGUUCUUCCUCGACUCUCUCCAAUUUUUGUUUUCCACACUUCAUGUAAUCACUUUUCUUGUUAAUAAAACUACUUUAGCUUCA